GUUUUCAGCUGUUUCCGAACGCGACAGCCAUGAUGUCGAGCUCCCAUUGGCUGUUGUCUGCGUACACGUCACAAUCAUGAUUAGAAUUGAUGAUCUGACGUUCUGAUUUCAUUGUCUGGGAAAUGGGACUGGUGAAGAAAUCUGCUGAUUUUAUGAUGUUCGCCUGAUUUUGACAUCAGAAAUGCCACGUUAGCCGGCAGUGUCUUGCCGCCGUCAACCAGGAUGAGCGCCGUCUCUCCUAGAAACAUGGAGGUGGUUCUGUGAUCAGCAUGGCCGCCCCGUUCCCCUCUACUAAAAUGGAGGCGUGGCCACAAAGGCGUGGCCAGCAGACUAUGAAUCUGCGGUCAGUAUUUACGGCUGAGCAGCAAAGGAUCCUGGAACGUUAUUACGACAACGGGAUGACCAAUCAGAGCAAGGCUUGCUUCCAGCUCAUACUUCACUGCGCUCAGGAGGCCAAACUGGACUUCAGUGUUGUCCGGACAUGGGUCGGCAACAAAAGACGGAAACUUGCUUCCAAGAUUGACCAGAAUGGAAGCAUAUCUCAUUCCCUGCCGGGUCACGGAAUAUCUGGAGGGCUGCAUCCCUCUUUAGCUGGAACCACACUUUCCAACCACAGCCUGGCUGCAGGGGUGCUGCUCUCCACUGAUAUGACUGCAGCGCGCAACAUCCAGAACCGCGUUCACCUCCUCCCUCAAUCCUCAUCUUUCCCAUCUCUCUCUUCAACCUCGUCCUCCCCGUCAUCCUCUUCCCCUCUCAGCAGUGGAAGCAACAAUAACACUAGUAAUAACGAUGUAAUACUGACAGGCAUUUACUCCCUAAAUUCAGUUCCCCGCUCCCAACCCCGAUCCACAGCGCCCUCGGAGCCUUCGGCGUCUUCACCUCUGAUCAGCCAGGUGCUGCAGAGCAGAAACACCUCCACGUCCUCGUCCAUCCAUUCCAAGCUCGUUUCCCUCGCUCAGACUCUCCCGUCUCUCACAUCUGCCUCAGGACCGUUAGUCUACACUGCAGUCAGGAAGGGCACUUUAUCCGUUGCGGAAGGAGUGAUAAGUGCAGGAGCAGGAGUGGUACCUCACAGCUGGACUCGACAGUAUGGAACAGGGCAGACGCGCCCCUGGUCCGCCUCCUCACAAGCCCAGACUCAGGCCCUGCCCAGACCCCACUCGAACCCCCAACUGCCUGCCCCACAGAAGCCCUGGGUCUCCCCGCCCAACCAGAACCCCAGCCCCCUCAACGAACAGACGCCCCGCAUCCAGCAAGUCUUCACCUUGUCAGAAAAAGGCGUUGAGGAGCACCUCAGACACGGAGAGACCUCCGCUCGUAAAAGCCAGGAGACCCACAGACCAACCGUUCGACCUCUAGAUACCAGUCAUAACCUUUCCAUUGCCAUGGAAACCGGAGAUGAAGAGGAUGAGUGGCAAAGGGAAGAGGAGCUCGCAAACAUGGCCGCUCAAUCCCACAUCCACAGGGAGCGGGCCGUGAUCAGCCCGGCGAAGGCUGAAGGGUCCGUCGUGAGGGGCGGCCGCACGCCUCCUCCGGACGUCUCCAAACUGGCUGCAGUUGAGAGCAGCACAACAAUUCAGGGCAGCUACUCCUUUACAGUGCAGACCUCAGUUACAGGAGAAUCCAGUUCACAGCCUUCACUAGAUGUGUCUGCAGCCCCCUGGGUUAUCAGUAACUCCAGGAAGAGAACACUGCAGGAUCGGACUCAGUUCAGCGACGCAGAUCUCGUCCAGCUGAAGCGCUACUGGGACCGAGGCAUGACGAACCUGGGCUCCAUGUGCAGGGAGAAGAUCGCUGCUGCAGCCAACCAGCUCAAUAUAGACGCUGAAAUAGUCAAGGAGGACAAAAAAUGCAUUUUGAAGAAAGCACAGUUAAAACAGACGUGGAUCAGCAACAGACGGAGAAAGUACCGCCUCAUGGGGAUCGAAAUCCCUCCUGCUAAAGGCCGGCCCAUCAUGUUCACAAGUUCUCCUUCAGGAAACAAGUCUGACGGGGAGAGACCCGCGACCCCCGACCUCGGGGAGGACUUGAACGAUGAGGGUUCCCCGUGCCUGCCUGAAGACGGAACGCUGGAUUCACGGGAGAUAAAUGAUGGGAUGGACAUUUCCUGUGUGGCUCCGUUGACCAACAAUGUGAAGAUUGAGAACAUCGACGAGGAUGAGGAAGCUGACGACGAUGAUGAAAUUGUAGCUUCAGAUCUUGAGCAAAUGCAGAACUUGCUCGAAUUCAAGCAUGAAGAAGUGCAGUUUUUAGAGCAUGAGCUAGAGAACCAAAAACAAAGAUACCAGGAGCUUGUAAAUUUCACCAAGGGUCUCCUCGUCGCUGUGAGGACCAAGGACCUGAAACGACAGCAGGAGCUCCUGGCCAGCCUACCUCAGCCUUCAGACCAGGACUGGGACGUAACUCUGGAACAGGGGGUCCAACAAGACGCAACGAGCAACCACCACGACCUGCAGGCAGACGGCCCGCGUAGUGCCGAUCGUGCAAAGGAUCGAGUCGAUGAAGGACUCCUGCAGGUCGCUGUGAAGCAAGACGAUGCAAUGACCGAGGAAGCUGAGCCCUCUGCAUCAGAGGACCAGUUACAGGAAACAGUCACACAAAUAAAGUGACUUAUUAAAACGCUCAACAACACACUCCACAAGCAAAAGGCAGGUUUUACACGAGAUGUGUUCCAGCCGCUCUGGUUGUCCGUGCACAGUGCCUGUGGAUCGAUAAACUUCACGAUGACUGUUGGGCUGACGAAUGCCUUUGUUUUUUUAAAUGCAUAUCAUUCGCCUUGCCUCUGGCGCAGUCCAGAGAGAACAAUAAAUGACCUCUAACUUA
This is a messenger RNA of Oryzias melastigma (Indian medaka), 2823 nucleotides long. It is a transcript of the gene hdx, whose product is annotated as highly divergent homeobox. The transcript has 12 exons. Bases 270 to 2609 code for a protein of 779 amino acids. NCBI's taxonomy places the organism in Eukaryota, Metazoa, Chordata, Actinopteri, Beloniformes, Adrianichthyidae. The record is from RefSeq and is a predicted model, not a curated record. Gene Ontology annotation, molecular function: RNA polymerase II cis-regulatory region sequence-specific DNA binding; DNA-binding transcription factor activity, RNA polymerase II-specific. Gene Ontology annotation, biological process: regulation of transcription by RNA polymerase II.